Messenger RNA from Drosophila serrata, 2818 nucleotides. RefSeq names its product major facilitator superfamily domain-containing protein SP1173. Lineage: Eukaryota; Metazoa; Arthropoda; Insecta; Diptera; Drosophilidae. Gene Ontology annotation, cellular component: membrane. The record is from RefSeq and is a predicted model, not a curated record.
GGCGUUUGGACGCGCAACCGGAACACAAAUCGUAGACGGAAUCGCGAUUCGGAAUCGGAGUUGAAAUCACCCACGCCGAAGAUAUAUACAGCUUCUUCUUGGGGCAGCUGCCGCCAAAAAACCAACAAAAAUAAUACGAAUAAAAUCAACACAAAACAAAAAACAGCAACGCGCGCUUUUCGAACCCAUCGAGCCUAACAUGUUCAACUGAGUCCCAACGAAACUUAGAAGAGGAAAGCAACCUAGGAGAACGAAACCCCGCCGAAAAGGUGGCUUAAUUACUGAGAUUAUAUAGAUAGUUUAUAGAGGAAAAAUGGGUUUCAUAGCCGAACGCAAGCCGCGGGUCAACAAGACGUUGAUAUCGCUCAAGUUUGUGGUGUUUUUUGUCAUUAGCGGUCUGGCUGCCUUGCAUGUUCUUCAUGCCACCAAGCCCCUGCUGCUGGGUCUCAACUUCUCGGAAUACCGUACCAUCACCAUCUUGGCGCCCUUCGUGUCCAUUUUGGGUCCUUUGAUUGCAGGUCCUUGGGCAGAUAGGCUAGCGGCCAGGAAUCCCAACACCUUUGGACGCACCCUGCGUGUGCUGACGGCUGUCUUCCUGCUGAUCUCCGCCUUCAUCUAUGCCUUUCUGUUCGCCAUUCCGGAUGUCAGUCGCUCGGAAUCGCACGAACCGCUGGUUAGCUUUGGCUGCGACGAGACUGGAGGCUUCCUGUUCCAAGAGAAGUGCGGCGUGAAUGCCAGUUGCAGCCGCUGGGAGCAGAAGGAGGGCAGCAUCAACCUGACCCGCUGCACCUACAGUUGCCAGAACCCCAAGCUGUAUGAGCCUCUGUAUGUGGCCUGGCUGGCCGAGGAGCCGACUCUGGCUCCUUCAACGGAGCAGAGUUCGGAGUUUGACUACGAUGAUGAGGCCACCAGUGCUGUGACGGAGAGCCUGCGCACGCGUCGGGAUCUGGAGAGCUCCGAUCCGGCGGAUAGUGCUGGCGUGGAGGCCCUGAGUGCUGAGGCUCUGGUACAUCGUACGGUGCGUCAGGUAAAGACCGCUCCCAAGAAGGUCUAUGUCCAGCCACCGCAUGUCUGCCUCACCCAGAAGAAUGAGGAGGGUCAGGAUAUAGUGAAGCACUGCCAUGCCUACACCGAGGACACCACCAGCGUGGUAAUUGACGCGCUCAUGGGUUCGGCCAUUAGCCAGGAGAAGAAGGAUGAUGACUAUGAUGGCUGGUGCCAGUAUCCCUUGGAGGGCUUCCAGUGCAACAUACCCGCUGAGCAGGCCAGGUACAUGAAGGACCUGAAGAAGGUCAAGGAUAACAGUGAUAACUGCAAGCCCAUGAUCGAAUGCCAGGUGGUGAAUCCCUAUCAUGAGAAGAGCGUGCUCUCGGACAGCGAAUGUACCAAUACCACUGGCAGUGUCCAGGACACCCUUGUGGGCUACACUACCAUCCGCCUGCUGGGCGAUAUCUUUCCCAUGGCUGCCCUGACCCUCCUGAACACCGCCAUUGUCAUAGCCGUGCGUGAGACCUCCGAGGGCAGGGGCGAAGUGUGCCGUCAGUAUGUCUGGGGUGCCAUUGGCUAUGUGGUGCUCUUCUCGCCGCUGGACCUGUUCUUCUUCCAGAACGAACCCAAUCAGGAUGCUGCCUUGGCCGCUUUGAUCAUCUUCAUUGUGUGCUUUGUGCUGGGAGCGAUUGUCUUGCUCUGCGCCUCCCAAAUGCCUUUGAGUCCGCCGGAAUGGUGGUGGCACACAAAGACCGGCAUGCUGGUGGUGCCCAUGUCCGCAAUUCGUCGCUACAGUCCCGAGAUCUGCAUUUUGACCUUAAUCUCCAUCUUAUUUGGAACCUUCUGGAGCAGCAUCCACAGCUACCUAAGGUGGACCUUCACCGAUGCAAAUGCCGUGUGCUACUCGGGUCUGAUCCUGAUCCUGGUUCUGUUCUUCAAUGUGGACAAGUUUAUUGAGUAUUGCGGACACUCGAACAUCUUCAUUGGUGGCCUGGCCAUCUUUGUCAUUAGAUUUACGGCCCUGAGUGAUGUGGAUUGCCAAUGGCUUACCGUCGUAAUGGAAGUGAUUGAGCCUGCGGUGAUUGGUCUGCUCUGGAUUACGAUUAUUCUGUACAUGCGUCAUGCCAUGCCCAGGAAGCUUACAGCCACGGGACAGGCCAUCGCUGUCUUGGCCUUCUUUGGAUUGGGUAAGGGCUUCGGUGCUCUUAUUGGCCUGGCUCGCGAUGAGAAGAACCCCAAGCUGGAGUACUGGUCCUGCUGCUACCAAUGGCUGGCCAUUGUGGCCCUAAUCGUGGCUCUGGUCUACUUCGGGGUCUACAACCUGAUCCUCGCGCCUCGCUGCACUGCCAAACCCCAGCAUUCCGAGGAGUUGCUUUCCGGCUCUGCUUCGCAGAACUUUGGCGGAGCCAGUGGCACGGGCACAGGAACCGGAAAUGGCGCAGGCAAUGGCCAGGGCACCGGAAAUGGUGCUGGAGCGUCGCUGAAUGGCAACGGCAAUGGUAGCUACUCACCCCUGAGGGUCUACCACAACGAGAGGGGGAAGAAGGGACAGUUUAGAUACUAAGAAGUAAAUACUUUUAACAAGGAUCGCUAAUGCUCCCCCGCCUCUCUCUCUCUCUCAAAAGUCAGAGUGCGAAUGAUAUUCUUAGGUUUUUAAUGUGUACACCACGCCUACUCCUACUUAUUCGCCGAUCCCCCCUCCCCGCCCGAUCCGAGGGCAACACUGCUAAUAGUUUGUAAUGCAUAUUUUUGCUAAGUGUAUACACCAGGAGGAAGAGCAGAAAACAAAACGAAAAAAAAGAAACAGAAUCAGAAAUGUAACUUUUUUAUA